AUGGCUUCCUCUUCCUCCUCCGCCUCCUCGUCCUCAUCCUCCUCUUCCGCAUCCUCCUCUCCACCUCCCCCAAGCUCAAAACCACAACUGAAACGCAAACGAUCUAAACCUAGCCCUGAAGCCGACUCCGAUUCCGACUCUGACUCUGACGGUGAAUCUCAAGCCGACGACGAUGAGGCCGAGGCAAACGAAGAUGAAGACGAAGAGCCCGUGCUCUCCCAUGCUGCCAAACGCAAACAAAAGAAACAGCUGAAAAUUGACCCUUCUUCCGCUGCUCCUCCCUCCCCCUCCUCCCCCUCCAAACCCACAACCACCACCGCGACGCCCGCAAAGAAGCAGAAAACCGCCGACAAGGAGGGACCCCCAAAGCGUCAAAAUUCGGUAUGGGUGGGCAAUCUGUCGUUCAAGACGACUGAGGAUGCCUUGAAGCGGUUUUUUGGGGGCGCUGGGGAAGUUACGAGGGUGCAUAUGCCGGUGAAGGCUGUGGGGCCGCAGAAGGGGAAGUUUGGGAUGAAGGAGAACCGAGGGUUCGCAUAUGUCGAUUUUACGACGGAGGAGGCGAAGAAGAACGCUAUCCUCAUGAGCGAAGGCCAUCUCGACGGUCGAAAACUGCUCAUCAAAGACGGCGACGACUUCACCGGCCGACCUGCCGCCCCCGCCGCAACCAGCACCACCGAAAACGACAACUCCUCCCAUUCCAAAGUAGCACAAAAAAUAUUGGCCGUGCAGACGCAGCCUCCUGCUCCUACUCUUUUCUUUGGAAACCUGGGUUUCGAGACUACGCAAGAGUCCUUACGUGGGUUCCUGGAAGCUCAUAGGAAAACUAAACCCGAGGCGGAGACUGGGACAAAGACGGGCACAGGGACAGGGGCGGAUGGAACUGCCGAGGCUGGGGCAGUGGAAGGUGGUGCAGAGAAAGAGAAGAAGGACGCGUGGAUACGCAAGGUACGGAUGGGGACAUUCGAGGAUAGUGGUCUCUGCAAGGGAUGGGCCUUCGUCGAUUUCACGAGCAUAGAGCACGCCACCACCGCUCUCACCAAUCCACGGAACCACCACAUGGACGGCCGAAAGCUCAAAGUCGAAUAUGCCUCCGCGGACGCUGUACGACGUGGCGGUGGACCGGGCCCACGACCUGAGCGGAGCAAGUAUAACAGAGAAAAUGGGAGGGACGACGCUCGCGGUGACCGUGACCAGCGACGCGGACCGAGAACUUCAGUCACCGAUGCUGAUGCUGGUGGAGACUCGGUUAUGGAAGAUGGGACGGGUGAUGGUGAUGCCGCUGUUGGUGCUGGUGUUGGAGGUGAGGAAAGCCCACCCAAACGCAAGGAAGAACGCGUGAGGCUAGACAGGAAGGGAAAGCCGCGUACGAAGCCUGGGGCUGCGUUGGCGGCGGCGCAGAGGGAGCAGGCGGCGAUCGUGCCCAGUCUGGGGAAGAAGAUCACUUUCGAUUGA
Molecule: messenger RNA, 1452 nt
Organism: Stereum hirsutum FP-91666 SS1
Lineage: Eukaryota; Fungi; Basidiomycota; Agaricomycetes; Russulales; Stereaceae
Product: RNA-binding domain-containing protein
Exons: 4
Coding region: 1-1452 (483 amino acids)
Molecular function (GO): RNA binding
Source: RefSeq, a predicted model, not a curated record